This is a messenger RNA of Amoebophrya sp. A25, 6174 nucleotides long. NCBI's taxonomy places the organism in Eukaryota, Dinophyceae, Syndiniales, Amoebophryaceae. The record is from the annotation of a GenBank genome assembly.
UCUGGAUGGUGCGUGUACUAACGUGACGAUCCAAAGUUGAUCUUAAAGCGUGAAAAGAGCUUGUCCUUGUUGGGACUUCUGGAAGGAUGACUUGUGUAUGGUUUCUUAAAAAAAGGUAAACAGUCUACUUCUGAGUUAGGCAAUAGGACUGUGAUUCACUAGUAGGUAUAGAAAUGUUGAGUCGUGCUCUACCUCGCCACUGGCCAGAGCGCCACGUGGUCUCCUCAUUCUUCCGCUCUCGCGGACGAAAAACCAAAACCUUUUUAGUACUAGAGCAACGAAAAAGUCACUUCUCAACAAGUGGUGGCGCGUCAACAAGUGCAAGUGCGGCACAUGCAGGUGUAACAACUGCAGCAGGCUGCGCGACCUCAACCUCAUGUACAAGUAGCACAAGUUCUUCAUCUACGUCUUCAUCAUAUUCGUCCUCCUCCUCAAGUACCUCUCUUUCUACGUCGUCCUCAUCCGCCUGCUCAUCCGCCUCCUCCUCAUCCGGUGCUCCGUUACCUAUUACCGCAAGUACCUAUGCCUCAGUUAGGCAGGAUGUUCUUGAGGCUAUCGAGGAGUGUGAAUUCGUUGCAUUCGAUAUGGAGUUGACCGGUUUGCAUAGAUUAAGGCUACAUUUUUGUAGCACUGAAUAGUAACAUUGAUUGAAUUGGUAUAGUACAACUCUUGAAUUAUUAGUUUUUCAUUGUAAGUAACAAGAAAUCCAUCUUCUUCAACAUGAUCUUGGUCCUCCCGUUUUCCAUCACGGAAAAAUAAACGGGGGAACCAAGAUGCUCUAGUCCAGCAUGUUGGAUUUCUCUGGGAACCAAGAUGCUCUAGUCCAGCAUGUUGGAUUUCUCUUAGUUCUAAAUAGAAUGACCACUUCCCGCUUUGUCGGUGUACAGCAAGCCUACGACGCGCACGCGCAAGGAGCCAAGUACUUUAUGCCGGUGCAAAUGGGGUUGUGCAUGGGCAGAAGGAGAACAACCGCCACUUCUUCUUCUACAGGAGUAGCUAAAAAUAGUGGAGAUCAUUCUACCGCUAAGAAUAGUGGAGAUCAUCUUCAUGACGGUCCAAAGACGACAGGUAGUGCAGCGAAUGACACCACGACCACUAACAGCAGUACCACAACAAAGACGACUUGGGAGCUUUGUCCUGUGUCUAUUUAUCUCUUCCCCUCGCACGAAGAGCGCAAUGUCUUGCUCUCGACGGCGACCGUGAAAUUUCUCGCCUCAAAUGGAUUCUCCUUCGACACGUGGGUCCGCGAGGGGUGUGCCUGGUUACGUCCAGGCGAGGAGGAACAUGAGAAGUCGGCCAUUAGAGCGCGAAUAGAGGAGAUAGAGCAACUCCGGAAGGCACAGAUGCGGCACUGGCAGAGUGGAGGUUCUGACGGAACUAGUCGUGGCGGAGCAACGACAAGUGGGAAUUACAUUAAGGAGAAUUAUCAGUGGGGUUUUUAAGUAGUUGAAUGGGAGGCAGCAUGUAGUCCUAUGGAAAAAAAAAAGAUUAUAUGUUUUUGGUAUGGUUUUGGUAUUUGGUAACCUGAAUUUGAUCACAAGGAUUCUCUUCUUGUUUUCCUUAUGAUCAAAGUCAGGCUAUCAAAUACCAGAAGUGCCGGAAGGAGUUGGAGGAGGUUGUCUGCAUUAAUUAAUCAAAUUGGAACAUCAUCAUCAAGGAUUCGUAGACGUAUGAUAACUCUUUUUUUAACGUAAAAAUAGAUUCAUACAAUGCACUUCGACAUUUACAGUCCUCGUUCGUCUAAUCCCGCUGGUCGUGGUGCAUCUGCGGGAUCCUCCACUACGCCAGUUCACGUUCCCGAAGGACCUGAUAAGGAGAUUGUGGAGAAAGUUCUGGCUUCGAUUCGAACUUGGUUGGAAGAGACGUCGUCGCAAUCAGGAGAGAGAUCAUCAAACAAUCAUGUAGUUGACAUUAAGGGUACAAGAAAUCUUCCAUUUUCAGAGGCAUCUUCUUGGUCCCGUGUUUAAAGGGAAAAGGAGACAGCCCAAGAUGCUGCUGAGGAUGGAUUUCCAUUAUAGUUCUAAGGACAAGAGUAAGACUGAGGCCGACGCGGCAGCUACUCGUGGUGGCAUUGAGCAGGGUGACAACAGCGCAUCUUCUACAUCCUCUACAACAUCUACUUCUACGAGUACAACGUCUACACCUCCUACGAGUACACCUUCAACGACAACCAGCAUAGACGGUCAAACUUGCACCCAAGAUUCUCUGCAGAUCCCCAUGGAAAACGCUUUUCAGAGAUUACUGCUGCACACAUUGAUCGCACAGGAGUUCCCGUUUCUGUAUUCACAAUCUACGAGGACAGAGCACGGCCGCUUUCUGUCGAUCUUCAAGAAUCAAAAAGACGUCUACGAAGGGCAGUUAAAGCAUCUGGCGAAGGAAAUUUCUUUAGUCGAAGCGAGACGUGGAGUAAGGGAGUUAUUGGAUGCGAUCUCGAAGUCUGGGAAGCUACUGGUAUUAAGGCGUGGUCCCCUAAUGGUCCAUCUUCAGAUAGUGUGAUAAGUGAACAGGCCAAUGCCUAAACCACUAAGCCAACUAGUUGUCCUAGUGGUUGGCUUAGUGGUUUAGGCGUUGGCCUGUUCACUUAUCAUAGUGCAUGAUCUUGGAAGAGCUGUUCUCCAGCCAUCAAAGAGAGAGAGAAAAGCAUAAAGAUGCACCGUCUUAAAAUGGGGAUAGGGGUCAGCGCUAAUGGUUGGACAUAACUGCUUUUACGACGUGUGCCAUCUGUUUCAGACGUUUUACGCUGACUUGCCGGAUAACACGAACACUUCGUCUGGGAAUGGGAUCACACAUGGGAAUACAGCAAGAAUUGCAGAAGACAAUAGUGCGGAGAGGACUCCUGAAGCGGCUGCUGUCUUUGGAAGUGGUAUCAGCAGAGAGGACUUCUUACCUUCGUUACAACUUUUGUUUUUCAAGAAGAACAGACUAGAAAUUAUCUUCAGUUACAAGAACAAUUCAUAUUCUAGAUGAAGAAGUAGCCAAGUAGUUGAAGAUUGCAUGGAUUCUCCCCAAAAAAGGUUUACAAGCAGAAAAUUUACCUCCUGCCUUGGUUACAGCAGCUGGCGGUGGCACGGUCGCUGAGUUCAAGCGACAAUUUAAGGCGGCUCAGUACCCUCCUUGUAAUUCAUUUCCACAAAUCCCCCAAACGUUAAUAAUUCCAUUUUAUUGAUGUGUAGAAGUUUCCUUCUACGUGUUCUGCUUACUUGGACCAUAGUCAUGUGAAUACAAGUUAGAAAUGCAGAACAACAAUUGAUUACUAAAAAAAUGAACUAUAAUUUGUAGAAAUGAACUAUUUUAGAGUAGUUUAUAGAACGGAUGUAGGAUGGACUUGGAUGGAUCGGAUGGAUCGGAUGGACCCCCCUGAUUCUUCCGAUCCUACUGGAAAUGGUGNGGACUUGGAUGGAUCGGAUGGAUCGGAUGGACCCCCCUGAUUCUUCCGAUCCUACUGGAAAUGGUGGGAAGUCCAUCCGUUCCAUCCGAUCCAUCCCAUCCCAGAUUUGGCACCCCUAUAAACUGCUCUACUAUUUGUAGUUGUUUUACCUCCUCUUUUUCAAGCCCACCCUCACUUCUCUAAUAACGGGCUUCAGAGAUUCAAGAAAACAGUGGAUACAAAGUAUAUGUCCGAUGCGCAUGACCUGUUGUCUGUGCUUUCGCCACCAAGCAGUCUCAGGGAUCUCUGUGACUUCAUGGUCUCCAGCUGCAUCUCAAAAGAUUAUGAUCGCGCUGUUCGAGUUUCAUUGUAGAGAAGAAGGUAGAGAUACUCAGUUUCAGAAACUCACUCUGACAGAAAAGACGUAGAUAGUUUGUACACAGACUUUCUUCAGUCUGACGAGGCAUAGACAUAGAUUAGAUUGCUUAUUAUCCACUUUCCCGGAGGGAUCCCGUAUGAUCCAGUUCCACCUCUAAAGAAGGAUGCAAUUGGACGUACGCAGUCUGACGGGUGGCAGAUAUGGAUUCCCCUACCAUUUUCAAAAGUAUCUUGCCCGGGACAGUACAAGUUGUACUACCACGACUACAACUAUGACAGAAAAAAAUGUACUCAUACUCAAGAAAAGAGGUUUUUCCUACUUAGAAAGUGCCUACUUUCUUGAGGAUGAGUACACUUUUUCGUUUCAUAACAACCAGUAGUAGUAGAAGUACGACCGCACGUUUGGGCGAAUUUUCCCACGAUGCUGGUUACGACAGCCUACUGACAGCGUUGACGUUUCUGUUUCAAGCGCAGCAUAUCUUAGAGAAGAAGUCUCUGCGAUGGUCCGAAGUGCCGCACAUUGAAAGCCUCUUUCAGUUAUGUUGAAUUUCGAAAAAGUAUUAAAAGAGUGUCAGUCUCAGGAGGACAGCCAGGUCGUGGUGUUUAGUAAUACGAGAGUCAUUUUUGUGGAUUUCGUGUUCAAUACGCAAUACGAUUACGUAGACGUCGUGGAACAUUCUGUCUCGUCUUUUAGUUUUAUUACAAGAAGAUUCGAACUCGAUAUAGUAUUUUGAUUUUCCGAAAGAACUACACGUUCACGCCUUUUCUACGCAUGAUGUAAGGCGUUCCUGGCCAUCUUGAUUAUAUUUAUUACAGAAGCAACUACAAGAACAACAACUUCAUCUCCACGACCACCCUCUAACCCACCUUUCCUUGAACAAGAUUCGCUUGGUGAAAACCACACCGAAUGUAAUCGACCUCAGUUCCCCCUCUGGUGAUACGGCUGAAGGCCAGGCGAGUGCCGCAAGAAGACACUUCUAUAUGUGUGGCUAUCAGAAGGGAUGGCAAAGGUAUUUUUCUCAACUCUUGAGGAUUUGAAUAUUACAAGCAGGCUAUAGAUUUGAAUAUUACAAGCAGGCUCUACUCUUGCUGCUCCUCUAAUGGGGUGGUAUAAAGGUCUUUGUAUUAGUCUCUUUAUACAUACGAUUUGGUAUUGCAAUUGGUGUUGCGUUUAUUUGUGGACGAUGAGUUUUGUAGUGAGUUAUUUAGAACAAAAACGCAUCACAUAUUUUUAGUUGAUGUCGUUUUCCACAGAUUGCCAGGGCUUAGUCAUUUUUGGAGUUUUGCCUUGGGUUUUUGAUCUUGUUUCAGCUUUGGACUUUGACAAAGAAAUACACACAAAGAACCUCUCACCUAGUACCUACUGUUCAUCAAAUAUGCUUAUGCAUUUAAUAAGUAGAUGAACUACAAGAUCCUCUACCCAACGUGCACCAACUUCUACAGAUGGGAAAUCCUACGCGUGUGGUCGCCAGUGACUGUUUCAAUAAGUGCGGUGUCAGACACAGCUUGUUGGAUUAUCUGCCGCACAGACGAGGACGCGGAGAACCUGGAGAUGAUUUGGCAUAUCAUCCAACAAAAUCAAAAAGAAAAUUAUGGCCUCUAUCAGGAGUAUGUUUAACUACUAGAAGAAUUCGCAGUUACCUCACAUGAAACGAUCUAGUUCUAGAACUAGAACUUCCUGCUUUUAUCACGCGUAGAAGCAUGGUGCUGAAGGCUUUUACACCUAGAAGUGAUGGAAGAUGACGUCCAUUCAUUCUCUAAGCAAAUACGAAAACUCCGAAGUUUAUGCUCUACAGCUACGAUGAAUACCGAAGAGAGGUCGCGUCCAAAGGGCGCUUGGGAGGCCAGGUUUUAUGAGUCCGAUCCAACUCGAGAACUUGUGAGAGCUGUGUGGCUUGACCUCGAAGUCAGCUACCAUUUUGUCUCUACGGUAAUCACGAGUGGCCAUAUCAGGAGCACUCACAUGGCAUGACGUGGCUUGCCGUCCUAGUCACUUAAUACAUUGCUUAGGCAUUUUUAGUAUGGUUAUCAUGGUUAUGGCAACGCUUACGCUCAAGAACUACCUCAAUGUCGCGAUGUUGUGGAGUUGCUCUCUGAGUUCAAUACGAUAUGGAGAUGAAGGUGAAAGAAUGAUUCAAGAUUCAUCUAGUUAUCUGAUUUCUAGAACUUCUUCUAUGUAGUGACGUCAAAUCUAAUGAAGUAGCACAACAAUCAGUUAUGGGUGUAAUAACUACAACUGAGUUGUAAGCUGCAACAACAACAACAACUAGAACUACCAGUACGACAUGUAUCCGUACUAUCUGCGGACGAUAAUUACUCAUGGUUGUCAGAAGACGAAGAGGAAAAAACGGUUCAACCGCUGCCUUUUUUUUCAUUCCGACCGCUUUAUUUGUUUCUCUUGUCGGUUCGUGUCGUCGUGAACAGACGAG